Messenger RNA from Anthostomella pinea, 1104 nucleotides. The record is from the annotation of a GenBank genome assembly. NCBI's taxonomy places the organism in Eukaryota, Fungi, Ascomycota, Sordariomycetes, Xylariales, Xylariaceae.
AUGGUCGCUUCGGCAGAUCAAGUGUUCUCCGUCCCGGUGUUCCUCGUGGUGUUCCGCGAGACACUCGAGACAGUCAUCAUCGUCUCGGUGCUCUUGGCUUUCCUCAAGCAGACCCUCGACGGUCCGAACCGAGAUGUCAAGGUGUACAAGACGCUCGUCAAGCAGGUGUGGUUUGGUGUAGGACUAGGCUUCUUAAUUUGCCUCGUAGUCGCCGGUGGGCUGAUCGGCGCCUUCUACACCGUGGGUAGAGACGCUUGGGAUACAAACGAAUACUACUACGAAGGCGCCUUCGCCGUCUUCGCAUCCCUCAUCAUCAGUGUCGUCGGCGUCGCCCUUCUUCGAGUCGGCAAGAUGCAAGAGAAGUGGCGGGUCAAGCUGGCGAAAGCGCUUGAGGCCCCGUUGAAGACAACCAGUCGUCGAAGCGGGUGGCUCAAGCAUUUCGGCGAGAAGUAUUCGAUGUUCAUAUUGCCAUUCAUCACGGUAUUGCGGGAGGGUAUCGAAGCAAUCGUCUUCAUCGCCGGUGUUUCCUUCUCAGCUCCAGCGACCGCUGUCCCGUUGGCCGUAGUGGUCGGGCUGAUCGUGGGUUCACUCGCUGGCUACGCCCUAUACAGAGGCGGCACUACAGCGAAGCUGCAGUACUUCUUGAUUGUCUCGACCUGCCUGCUUUACCUCGUCGCCGCGGGUCUCUUCUCCCGUGCCGUCUGGUAUUUCGAGGCGCAGCAAUGGAACAAUAUCGUUGGGUCAGACGCUGCUGAGCUGGGAGACGGGCCUGGGUCGUAUGACAUUGGCAAGAGCGUCUGGCAUGUGAACUGUUGUAACCCGGAGAACGGUGGUGGCGGCGGUUGGGGAAUCUUCAAUGCCAUUCUCGGAUGGACGAACUCGGCCACUUACGGCUCGGUAAUAUCUUACAACCUCUAUUGGAUCACAAUGGCGCUCUCAUUUGCGGUCAUGAGGUACCGCGAAAUGAAGGGUCAUUGGCCGUUGUUGAAAGCGAAGCAGGGCACAGCCAGCACGGUUGACCAUCACAGCGGAUCCAGCGAAGACACCGCGGUCACUAGCAGUGGCACCAAACGUCAGGUCUCUGAGAUGACAACAAUAGCUUAA